UGACAGUAUGGUGGACUGUUUGAGUCGAGUCAUGCUGCACACAGCCGUGUCUUGCUGGCAGCCUUUGCUGGGGCUGGCCCUGGUGGCCGUGUUUGUGGGCUCCACUCUGGCCUGCCCCGCUCGCUGCGAGUGCUCCGCCCAGACCCGCUCUGUCAUCUGCCACCGUAAGCGCUACAACGCCAUCCCUGAUGGAGUCCCAACUGAGACACGAAUCCUUGAUCUCAGCAAGAAUCGCAUUCCGGCCGUCAACCCUGAUGACUUUGCUGUCUAUCCACACAUAGAAGAACUGGACCUGAGUGGGAACAUCAUUGCCUAUGUUGAGCCUGGAGCCUUCAGCUCGCUUUACAGCCUCCACACACUGAGCUUAAAGAGUAACCGUAUCAAGCUCCUCUCUCUAGGCGUCUUCUCCGGCCUCUCCAACCUGACGAACCUGGAUAUCAGUGACAACAAAGUUGUCAUUCUGGUGGACUAUAUGUUCCAGGACCUGCGCAUCCUCAGGUCAUUAGAAGUUGGAGACAAUGAGCUGGUUUACAUCUCCCAUCGGGCCUUUAGUGGACUACUGUCACUGGAGAGCCUGAUGCUGGAGCGCUGUAACUUGACGGUGGUGCCCACAGAUGCCCUGUCCCACCUGCACAACCUGGUGAGCCUACAUAUGCGCUACCUCAGUAUCAGCUCUCUACACCCCUACUCCUUCAAGAAGCUCUUCCACCUCCGUCACCUAGAGAUUGACAACUGGCCAUCGUUAGAUUUGGUCCCUGCUAAUUCUCUGCAUGGCCUCAACCUCACCAUGCUUUCUAUUACCAACACCAACCUGUCCACUUUCCCUUACCAGGCUCUUCGCCACCUGCCUUACCUCACACACCUUAACCUCUCCUACAGUCGUAUCCGGACGGUGGAGGGUGGCCUGCUUCAGAACCUGGUGCGAUUGCGUGAACUGAGGUUGGCUGGGUCUCAACUGGUGUCCAUCGAACCCUACGCUUUCCAGGGCAUCCGCUGGCUCCAUUCACUAAAUGUCUCCCACAACCACCUUGAUACCCUGGAGAGGGGUGUAUUCCAUGCUCCUGAGGCCCUAGAGGUGCUGUUGAUCAACAACAAUCCUCUGGUGUGCGAUUGCCGACUCAUGUGGUUGCUGCAAAGACGCCAUUCCAUUUCUUUUGGAGACACCCAGCCCGAGUGCAGCACUCCGGAAGGAAUUCACGGACGCCCCUUCAAGGAGUUCAAAGAGACCUUGCUAUCCUACUACGUGACCUGCACCAAGCCGAAGAUAAGAGAAAACCGGACUCAGAUGGUGUCCGUGGAGGAGGGACAGUCAGCCCGUUUACACUGCAGCGCAGAGGGGACCCCACGGCCCACUAUUUCCUGGGUCACCCCACGUCGGAGGCACCUGACCAACAGGAGCCAUGGCAGGGUGAUAGUCCACAACAACGGCUCAUUGGAUAUCAAGGCGGCGGAGGUUCAGGAUGACGGUGUGUAUAUGUGUGUGGCCUCUAACACGGCAGGCAAUGACACUCUUAUGGUAUCACUGGCAGUGAAAAGUCUGGGCUCGCUGUAUGCCAACAGGACCCAGCAUUACACGGAUUCAAGCAAUGCCACUGCCAAUGGUACCAACCUCCCCAAUGUGACCUUUGGCCUGGACCUAAAGACUAUCUUAGUUUCUACAGCCAUGGGCUGUUUCACAUUCCUAGGAGUGGUUCUCUUCUGCUUCCUGCUCCUGUUUGUAUGGAGUAGAGGAAAAGGCAAACAUAAAAACAACAUUGAUAUUGAGUACGUGCCACGCUCAAAGUCCAAUGGGACCUCUGCUGAGGAGGCGGACCAGGGUGCUGGACCACGUCGCUUUAACAUGAAAAUGAUUUAAGACAUUGAAAGUAAUACCAGUAGGAAUUUACCCUGAUCUUUGUUUCACAAAUGCUACCUGGAACAGGACUCCUUCAAACCAAUGCCAGGAAACUCAACAGUCCCUAAGGUUCAGUCCAGGUUUUGGUUAAGCUUGGAUUUCACUGGAUGCGAAAGGGGAAUAAUAUGUGUCAAUAAUGAACCACUUUCAAUUUGUAUGAAACCCUCUUGUUAAGAGGGGAUGUUCACCAACACUCCAACACAAAUUGUGUACAGAACCGAUUUGUAAAAUUCAAGUAUUACUCUUAUUUGCCGAGGCUCGCACAUGCUUUCUCACUGCGACCAACAGAUGAUCGUAAUCUGUUCUCUCCCUCAUUAUCCUGCGUAUAUGUACGUAAUGCUCAGUUAUGUAUGUAUAUGUUAACAUGUAUAAACACUUUCUUUUGUUGCAUUGUUCACGAAAUGCAAUGACCGCCAAAAUUUGAACAGGCCUUGAUUCGAAGGAAAUACUGUGUGACCAAGCCAUCGUCUCGCUACUCAAACUGUUUGAGGAUGGAGGACAAAGGGCUUUAGCGGGUGUGAAAUGUUACUCCGGGGAACAUGUGUGCCGUUUGUCUACCCCAAGUUAUUCUCCUGAUAUGAAGAAUAUUAUAUUUGUUUAUAAUCUGGAAAAAAAGAAGAGAGAUUAUUUAUUAGCAAAAGGCCUUUUGUUCAAACUCAAUAAUACAAGGUGAAGAUUUUCAAAUGGUUUAAAUUCAUGAUUUUGCUGCAAGUAUACACACCAUUUUUAGUUGUGUUCUUGUCCAUUUCUGUGACUCUAACCCCUCAUCUGGUACAAAAUACAAAAUGUCUCCAU
Molecule: messenger RNA, 2689 nt
Organism: Sinocyclocheilus grahami
Lineage: Eukaryota; Metazoa; Chordata; Actinopteri; Cypriniformes; Cyprinidae
Gene: lingo2
Product: leucine rich repeat and Ig domain containing 2
Exons: 1
Coding region: 8-1855 (615 amino acids)
Cellular component (GO): plasma membrane
Molecular function (GO): protein binding
Source: RefSeq, a predicted model, not a curated record